Molecule: messenger RNA, 1110 nt
Organism: Cololabis saira (Pacific saury)
Lineage: Eukaryota; Metazoa; Chordata; Actinopteri; Beloniformes; Belonidae
Gene: mylz3
Product: myosin, light polypeptide 3, skeletal muscle
Exons: 6
Coding region: 141-632 (163 amino acids)
Cellular component (GO): contractile muscle fiber; myosin II complex
Molecular function (GO): calcium ion binding
Source: RefSeq, a predicted model, not a curated record
CCAGCUCAUUAGCAUGUGUGACAUCAGAAGCCUGGGAUUAAAUAAGAGGGGGGUUUCAACCAUGGCUCAGGACCACUCUGUCUUGGGACUUUAGCCUCUCGUCUCCUUUCUUUCCGCUCCUCCUCGCCGUACUCCUCAAAAUGACUGAGGCUGCUCCAGCUGCUCCCCCGGCUGCUCCGGCUACCGAGUUCACAGCGGACCAGAUGGAGGACUUCAAGGAGGCUUUUGGUCUCUUUGACAGAAUUGGUGACAGCCAGGUGGCCUACAACCAGGUGGCCGACAUCAUGCGUGCUCUGGGCCAGAACCCAACCAACCAUGACGUUACCAAAAUCCUGGGCAGCCCAUCCGCCGAUGACAUGGCCAACAAGAGGAUCAACUUCGACGCUUUCAUCCCCAUGCUGAAACAGGUUGACGCUCUGACCAAGGGAACCUACGACGACUACGUUGAGGGUCUGCGCGUCUUCGACAAGGAGGGCAACGGCACAGUCAUGGGCGCUGAGCUGCGCAUUGUGCUGUCCACUCUGGGAGAGAAGAUGAAUGAGGAUGAGAUUGAGGCCCUCAUGGCCGGCCAGGAGGACGAGAACGGCAGUGUGCACUAUGAGGCUUUCGUCAAGCACAUCAUGUCUGUGUAAGAGACCCACAGCAAGAGUGCUGAAGAAACUGUAGCUCGCCUACAGAUAGCCCAACGGUGUUCAAGACAUCUACACUGUUUCGAAGACCAACUACGGAAAGACAAGGACUUUGUACAAGGGAUGUUGAAGCAAACCCAUCUUUUUGUUUAUUUUGUUUUCCUUUCCACUUUGAGCCCUCCUCUCAGGAUAUCGCCACUCUGUUGUAGACCCCCAUCACUCGGCCUCUACUUUCCCCCCGGGGCGUGUCUCCACUCGCCGUAUGGGGUGAGGAACGGGGGAGAAGGGGUGACCACUCAUUAAGUGAGGGUAAAUCUCUGCCUUCCCACCGCCACCUCAUUCAGUCACGCAAUCACUGGCCCAGCGACGCCAAAGGUGCUGGUGGACGGACGUGGAUAGACCGCCAAAAAUCUCCCAUUACCCUGAAAAGUUGUAUUUAUUUUCAUUCUGUUUACUUCAGAAUAAACUUUUCCAAAGUACA